Trichoderma aggressivum f. europaeum is the source of this 1128-nucleotide messenger RNA. RefSeq lists its product as uncharacterized. The transcript has 2 exons. Lineage: Eukaryota; Fungi; Ascomycota; Sordariomycetes; Hypocreales; Hypocreaceae. Bases 1 to 1128 code for a protein of 375 amino acids. The record is from RefSeq and is a predicted model, not a curated record.
AUGUACCCCGACUGGCCGCAAUCGGACGAGGAUCUGGUGCCGCUGCCACUCGUUGACGGCCCCAAGUUGAAGCCGUUUGACUUCCAGGGGCCGCAAACGAUCAAAUUCCUCGAGCACGCCGGCCAGGGUCUCCACGCGCACGUCUUCAAGGUCGAUAUCCGCGGGCAGAUCUAUGCACUCAAGCUGUUCCGGUUCACCUACGAUCAUAACUGGCUAGGCCCCGCGAGUGACACGAACCCUGACGACCGCGAGUUGAUGAGCGCCUUCUACAAUUACUCGGAGCCCUUUAGCUGCGAGUGCCGUGCCUUUGGUCGCCUCCAGGAGGCCGGGUACGAGGCGCUUGCAGUCCGAUGCUUCGGCUACGUAUUGCUAGACGAGGAUCACGAGCGCGCGCUCGACCAACGCUUCGGCCUCAGCUUUGACGGCGACGUCGACUAUUCCGGAGGCGACGAAAUGCGUACGCGCUUCUUGGGCAAGGACGGUCGGGCACCGCCGAUCCGCGGCAUCGUAAAACAGUUUGGGCGGGUGGAGGAGAUGGAGGACGAAGAUGAGCUACGGCCAGCCUUCUUUCGCAAGAUGCUCGGAGACAUCGGCCGGCUACAGAAGCUCGGCAUCAUGCACCUCGACGUCGCGACGCGGCAGCUAGUCGACGGCAGGUUCGGCGACUUCAGUACGGCCAUUACGGUGCCCCAUUUCCUCACGACACCGGAGCUAAACCCGGGCUUAACGCCCGGUAUGCGAUCCGCCAUGGAGUUCCAGACGUUUGCGUGGGCCAUGGCCGACUAUUCAGAGUUCGACGAGAUGAUGUUCAGUUGGAACAUGGACUACGCGGACCGGAAAGGCAGCAUCUCGGUCCGCGCAUUCCCAGGGGGAAUGGGUCGUCAACACCAAUACCAGCUGAGGACCAAGGCAGCUCGAGAGUGCGUCUUUACUUUCGUGGACCCGAGGCGAUACGAUUGGAGGAGGCCCGGGGCUGAGGACAAAAGCCGACGGCUGCGUGCCAGGCCUUGGUUCUACGACUGUCGUGGUGAUGGCAGGUUGGCCGCGCAAUUGAAGUCGCGGGAGCCGCAAGACGUCCAGUUGGUGUACUGGGACUAUAGCGACGGCUUUAUAUUCCCGCGGGUUUGA